This is a messenger RNA of Lindgomyces ingoldianus, 1572 nucleotides long. Its product is annotated as RNA-binding domain-containing protein. The transcript has 3 exons. The record is from RefSeq and is a predicted model, not a curated record. Gene Ontology annotation, molecular function: RNA binding. The coding region runs from base 1 to 1572 and encodes 523 amino acids. NCBI's taxonomy places the organism in Eukaryota, Fungi, Ascomycota, Dothideomycetes, Pleosporales, Lindgomycetaceae.
AUGGGCAAAACUAAGUCGAGCAAAGGCGACGUCGCCAGGGUCUCCAAGAAGGACUCGAAGAAAUCUGAGUUGGCCAGCGUCAAAGAAGGCCGCGUCACCAAGUCGGCUCAAACGCCCAAAGCAAAGAGCAAAGAGGUGGCUAAGUCUGCUGCUACUAGCCAUGCUCGUGAGGAGCUGAAGAAGAAGAAGACCAAGAAGGCGCCAACCCCAGAACCAGAGUCCGAGUCCGAGGAGUCGGCUUCCAGUGACAGCGACAGUUCUGCGGACAGCAGUGAGGACGAAGAGGUCGAAAAGAAGGCCCCUACCAAGACAAACGGAGUCGCAAAGCCCGCCGCUAAAGCUGCUCAAGCCGAAUCUGAUGACGAGUCAAGUGAUGCUUCUUCGGACAAAAGCGACGAGGACAGUGAGGACAGCGAGAGUGACGAGGAAACCGUCGCUCCCAAGGCAAAUGGCACUAAGUCGAACGGUGUUUCGAAGCCUGCCACGAGGUCCGAAUCUGAAUCCGAGUCUGAAUCCGAAUCAUCUGAUGAAAGCAGCGAUAGCAGCGAGGACGAAUCGGAAGAAGAGAAGUCCGCCACCAAGUCCGCGGCCAAAGUGCAGAAAUCUGCGAAGGCUACGGCUGCUUCCGACGGAGAUUCGUCCGCUUCUUCUGACUCUGACGCCGAAUCGGAUUCGGGAUCCGAUUCCGAUGAUUCCUCUGCUAGCGAGAAAGAAGAAGCUCCCACUAAGAAGCGGAAGGCUGAGGCUGCCUCAGAGCCAGUUGUCAAGAAGACCAAGACUGAGAACGCUGUCGAAGAGGAGGGCGUGAAGAAUCUGUUCGUUGGAAGUCUGAGCUGGAGCGUGGACGAAGAAUGGCUAUCCCGCGAAUUUGAGCAAUUCGGCGACAUUGUUGGCUGCCGUGUCGUGACCGACAGGGACACCGGCCGUUCGCGAGGAUUUGGCUACGUCGAAUAUGCUACUGUUCAAGCUGCGAAAGAUGCUCAUGCUGCUAUGCAGGGCUACGAACUCGAUGGUCGAAAGUUGAACGUGGAUUUCAGCCAACCUCGUCAACAACAGGCUGGAGGAUUCAAGGAGAAGAGCAACGACAGGGCCAAACGUUAUGGUGACCAACCUAGUCAGCCAAGCAACACUCUGUUCAUUGGAAACAUCUCUUUCGACGCCACAAAUGAUAUGGUAUCCGAGGCCUUCAGCGAGUACGGCGAGAUUAGCCGUGUUUCCCUCCCGACUGACAGGGACACCGGCGCUCCGAAGGGCUUUGGCUACGUCGACUUCACCACGGUCGAUGAAGCUAAGGCUGCCCUUGAGGCCUUGAACGGUAUGGAGCUUGCUGGUCGCUCUAUCCGCAUCGACUAUGCCACUCCUCGCGACAACAGCGGUGGAGGGGGUGGCGGCCGAGGUGGCGGCUUUGGUGGUAGGGGCGGAGGCGAUCGUGGCGGCCGAGGACGAGGCGGUUUCGGUGGUCGUGGAGGUGGCCGUGGUGGAGGUCGCGGAGGCCCGAGAGGAGGUCGCGGCGGUGGAUCCUACAACCGUGGUGGCUUCGGCGACUUCAAGGGAUCUAAGGUCACCUUCUAG